This is a messenger RNA of Notothenia coriiceps (black rockcod), 1875 nucleotides long. RefSeq names its product hedgehog acyltransferase like, b (gene hhatlb). Gene Ontology annotation, biological process: negative regulation of N-terminal protein palmitoylation. Gene Ontology annotation, molecular function: acyltransferase activity. Lineage: Eukaryota; Metazoa; Chordata; Actinopteri; Perciformes; Nototheniidae. Gene Ontology annotation, cellular component: endoplasmic reticulum. The record is from RefSeq and is a predicted model, not a curated record. The transcript is spliced from 11 exons. The coding region runs from base 48 to 1664 and encodes 538 amino acids.
GGGUCUCCUUUUGAUGCAGGAGCUUCCAGAGCUCAGUCCGUGGAGCAAUGGGGAUCAAAUCGGCUCUUCCUAAAUAUGAGAUCUACUUCUACAACACGGUGCUCUGCCUGGCCACGCUGUGGGCCGGCAGCUGGGUCCUGGAUGUGUCCAGCUCCGGUGCAAACAGAAAGGCGUUCAAACCCAGCGUGAAGCCAGGAUGGUACUACUUUGGGAGGAAAAGGGACUCAGCUGAUUUGGAGUGGGUGAUGUGGUUCUCCACCUUCAGAGAGCACAUCCUGUUUGCUCUCGCCGGUCAUGUGCUCUUCGCUAAGAUCUGCUCCAUGUUGGCUCCAAAGCACAGGUCUCUGGUGUACAUGGUGUACGGGAUCCUGGCCGUGUGGACCAGUCUGGGCUUGACCUACGUCACCCUGAUCCUGACGCACUGCGUCCUGCUCUACAGCGUGUCCUUGGUGAAGAUCCGCUGGCUGUGCUUCGUCACCGGCCUCUGCACCCUCGCCACCUUCAAGUGUGAACCCUUCGUGUCCUGGCAGGCAGGCUUUGUGGACGGGGACUUUGAUCUGCGCCACAUCUUCUUCUACGGAGGAUGUGGGUUCACCAUCAUGCGCUGUAUGAGCUUUGCUCUGGAGAACUGCGAGAGGAAAGAAGGGAGCUACAGCAUCCUGGAGCUGCUCAAGUACAACUUCUACCUCCCCUUCUUCUACUUCGGGCCCAUCAUGACCUUUGACAAGUUUUAUGUUCAGGCCAACAAGUCGGACCUGAGCAGGAAGGAGUGGGGGUUGUGGAACAUCAGUCUGCACGGCCUCACUCACCUGGGGGUCGUCAUCAUGGUGGACCUCCUCUUCCACUUCAUGUACAUCCUGACCAUCCCCAACGACCUGAAGCUGCUGAAGCACUCCUCCGACUGGGCGUUAGUGGGCCUGGCUUACUUUAACCUGGUGUACGACUGGGUGAAAGCGGCGGUGAUGUUUGGGAUCAUCAACACGGUGUCCAGACUGGAUCACCUGGACCCUCCCCGGCCCCCAAAGUGCAUCACUAUGCUCUAUAUGUUUUCUGAAACACAUUUUGACCGAGGGAUCAACGAGUGGCUGUGCAAGUACGUGUACGAUCACCUGGGAGGGAAACAUGAGAACGUGGUGGAGGAGUUGGUGGCUUCACUUUGCACCUUCGGGGUCACCAUCCUGUGGCUCGGACCCUGCGAGGUGGUGCUGGUCUGGGCUUUCUUCAACUGCUUCGGCCUCAACUUCGAACUGUGGACCGCCAAAUUCUUCGCCAUGGAGCCUUUCGCUUCUCUAGAGAUUGGAAUGUCAGAAGCAACGUCCCGCCGCAUCAGAGCCGUCUUCAACACGUUCAACUUCUGGAGCAUCGUGCUGUACAACAUCCUGGCUUUAAACAGUUUGGACUUUGCCAAGCUGGUCGCCAAGAGGCUGCUUCUCAAAGGUUUCCCUUUCACCACCAUCAUCGUCAUGUUUGUCACCUACUGCCUGGUUCAAGUGAUCAAGGAGAGGGAGAGGAGGCAGGCUCUCAUCGAUGAUCCAGAUCCUCUUCCUCCUGCUGCACCUCCAACUAACACCUCCACAACCUCCUCCUCCCCCCCCACCAGCGCUGCAGCUGCACCCCCCGCUGCUCAACCUGUCGUAGAUCCUAGCAAGGAGAAAGCAGAGUAGAUGUUGAGAGUAUUAUGAAGAGUGUUAACGCCAGUGCAGAUUUCAAACCCUGAAUUGUGAAUGAAUCCUCAGUUUCUGUUAUAUCAGUUUACCCUCAUGUGUUAAUACCUAAAAGAGAGAAAAAUGUAAUUCACACAAAUAUUCACCAAAGAUUCAAUAAUCACAUUUUACUUUGUCAUUACUCCAAAAAAAUAAAGUUUGUAUAAAUGUU